GGGCUGGGCCGUACCACGGGGCGCGGGCGGGGAGGGAGCGGCCUGUGAGCGAGGAGCCGUGUGGCGGCGCGAGGGCUCUCGGGUGUCUCCGGGCCGGACCGGUCCAGCAUAGCCCCAGCCCCGCCGCUACCGGUCCCCCUCUGUUCCCUCCGCUCCUUACCAGUGCCCGGCCCGGUGUCUGGGAGGAGCCGGGCCCGCUCGGAAGAACGCUGACGCGCUCAAUGCCCAGGGUGAGGGUCUGCGGCGAGGAGGAACUGGGGGGCUUCGGGUGUUCUGUUGGAGCAUACGCUGCACAUUUAUGGCGAUUCUGAGUGUGAGGGCAGAAUUCUGCCAGGCCCAGCACAGCAUCCUGGCUGACAAGUGAGCUGAGUGCAGUGGCUUCCACGUGCCAUAAUUACUUUGCCUUGAAGACUCCGGACACAGUAGAUACUCAGAUAUAUGGGAUAUCUUCUGCACAUUGGAAGCAUUUUCCUUUUACUGACUCUAGCAAAACUAAGCAUCAAGAAAACAAAGUGGAGAGAAAAUCUGCCCUUACUUUUUUUGCCUCACCAGUGCCUAAAUGUAGAACAGGCUGCCUAGUCUUGCAUGUAGUCCGAGUUUUGGAGUCUGAAGGGUACCACCUGCAGCAGUUGAGGCUGAAGUUGAAUUCAAGUGGAUUCUGAAGCAAACCAGCUUUUCUAGCAGUGAAUUCUUUAAGGAACAAACACGUCAAAGCAAGCUCUGAUCUGUCCAAGGCAUUUUAGUGGUCUCUUUAAUGUUUUCUGCUGUGAAACCUUUCCAAGGUUAUUGAUUUUUUUUUGAUUUUUUUUUUUUUUUAUUAUUUUCCUCAAUCUUUUGGCCCCUUACACACUUCAGUUGCCAUUAUGAACCGUCCAGCCCCUGUGGAAAUCACUUAUGAGAACAUGCGUUUCCUGAUCACUCACAACCCAACCAACACAACCCUCAACAGGUUCACAGAGGAGCUCAAGAAGUAUGGAGUGAGAACCUUGGUGCGAGUUUGUGAAGCCACUUACGAUCAAGCUCCCAUCGAAAAAGAAGGAAUCCAGGUUAUAGACUGGCCAUUUGAUGAUGGAGCACCACCCCCCAAUCAAAUAGUUGAUGACUGGCUCAACCUGUUGAAAUCCAAAUUCCGUGAGGAGCCUGGCUGCUGUAUUGCUGUUCACUGUGUUGCAGGGUUGGGAAGGGCUCCUGUACUGGUUGCACUUGCUCUCAUUGAAUGUGGAAUGAAGUACGAAGAUGCAGUUCAGUUUAUAAGGCAGAAAAGGAGGGGAGCUUUCAAUUCCAAACAGCUGCUUUACCUUGAAAAAUACCGGCCUAAGAUGCGAUUACGCUUCAAAGAUGCCAACGGUCACUGCUGUGUUCAAUAAAGCAUAAUCCCAAACGAAGGCAGAAGUUAGCAUGGCUCUUUUCUGGACUCUUGGCACCUGGAAAUGUGAAUCUGGAAUCAAACUACGUCAUCAGAUUGGGGGGCGUCAGUCAAUGACCUCAGCCUCUGUCCUAAUGGUGGUGAUGAUUGAAAUACAAUAAAAAUUAAAACACAAACCUAAGAGCAACAUUUCAGUGAAGGAUUGUUUUCUCCUUGAGCUGCAGUUGGAACAUCUGCAGGGAGAAAAUCAGUUUCUGAAUCUUCUGUAUUUUUAACUUUUUAAGAAAAGAAAUAAAGUAAAUUUUAUGUCUAAGGAAAACCAGCAGAGCAUUGGCUUUUGCAGAAACUAUUUUCUUGAUUGGAGGAAAUUUCCCAAGAUUAGGGCCUGAUAAAUUAAUUCCUGUUUAAAAGGACUCUUUGAAAUGGAGUUGCCUUGUUUUUCACCUUGCUGGGCCCUGGUUGAGGCACAGGAGGAGCAUUUGGUGCUGGAUGGGAGCAGUCCUGCAGCCUUAAGCCCAGCCUGGGCAAAUUCUAGAGACUAGGUGAUGUCUGUUGUAUGCGUACAUGGUGUUCAGGCUCUGCAGGUGUGAGAAACCUUCCUGUGGGCUUGAACAGAAGAUUCUCUGCCUGAUACUUCUGGUGACUCUGCUAAAGGCCUUUUCUGAUGGGUACAAGGUUGUGCUUUAACUGAGUGUGUGUAGCACAUGUGUGUCUCUGUCUUACUUUUCCAAAACAUUUGGCUGAGAUGUUAAUUGUCUUUCUGUUGUUAGAAAAUCUAUCCUGGCAGAAGACCGAUGUCCAAGGGGUGAUUCAGACAAGGACUUAAAAUGAAUUGAGCUGUCAUAAGAAAGAAGAAAAGGCUUUUCGCUGCUGUCCAGAUUCUCUGCCUUGCUGAACACAGUAAAUGAGGAUUUUGGGGGAGGGUCUCAUUUGUAUCGCAUCUGAGGUAAAGGUGGGAUGCACAUAGAAAGGUGGUCCAUGAAUAAAUGCCUUGUAUGGGUCUUUUCCCAGACUAGCUCUCAUGUACAGCUCCAUUUAGCCACUGAUUUCCUUGUUUUUUUAUUAGGCUCUUUUGGAGGGAAAAUCUCUUGUUACCCAACAACAUGCCUCUCGUUCACCAUUGGCAGGCUAGAAACGCACCCAUUUUUGGAGUGUGAUGGCACCAUGUUCUCUUUGUAGGCCGUUGGUGUUGUCAGUGAAUUAAGACAAGUCAUGUUACAGCCUCUAAUAAGUAGUUUCAACCAGGCUGCUUCUACCAAACACAUGUUAACUUUGUGCCCUGCCCUAGGAGUGACCUCAUAUGCUUUGAACUUGACAUUAUAUCUGUAAUAUUGAGCCACUGAGUGCUCUGAAUACAGGUUUAGUGUCCUACUCUCCUGUGAUCUGCUGUGAAGUACCAAAGGUUCUUGUUGGUCUGGAUCUGUGGCAGUAGAUUGGUAUCUGUCUCUACCUAUGCUUCAGCUUCGGGUGAUGUGAGCUGCUUCAUAGGAUUUCUUCCUAUUCCAGAUUUCUGCUUUUAGACUUCAGGUUAACUGGGCACAUGUUUUCAGAACACAGGUAAUGGCCUUUUACAAUUCUAUUCCUGGAUUUAUAAAUUUAAGCUAAAAAUAAUGGCACUUGUGAAGCCCCUCCCCUCCCAGAGCUGCUGGCAGACCUGUUUAAGGUCCAUGGCUAGAAAACACCAAGCUCCACAGAGCUUGUUCUGAGCCUGACUCAAGCUGUGGUGGUGUACCGAGUUCCUUCCUCCCUUUAAGAUGUGUAACGUUUCUGAUUAAUAGAUGAAGACACAGAAGUGUUUGUGAUGUCGAUGCCUUCAUUAGGGAAAUAACAUAUCUGGUUGUGUUUGAGUCCAUAUGAAAGGUAGAUGAUGCUGAAAGGGGCUUUACCCUCCCCUUGCAAACUAGAAACCUAAUGUUCUAACUGUUUCUGCAAAGUAAAAUGGAUGUUUCUAGUAAAAUGAAAUACAGGUAGUUAAAGCUGGGUUGGCAGAUGAUGGAAGUCAGGUUGGAGGGGAAGGUGUUGAUGGAUUAAAAACCAAACCCUAAGCCCUUCUGAAGAACAAUAAAAUCAAUUUUUACAUGCUA
This is a messenger RNA of Pezoporus flaviventris, 3450 nucleotides long. It is a transcript of the gene PTP4A2, whose product is annotated as protein tyrosine phosphatase 4A2. Gene Ontology annotation, molecular function: protein tyrosine phosphatase activity. The record is from RefSeq and is a predicted model, not a curated record. NCBI's taxonomy places the organism in Eukaryota, Metazoa, Chordata, Aves, Psittaciformes, Psittacidae. Bases 864 to 1367 code for a protein of 167 amino acids. Gene Ontology annotation, biological process: protein dephosphorylation. Gene Ontology annotation, cellular component: nucleus. The transcript has 6 exons.